CAGUUGGUGUGAGGGUUGAGGCAGAGCCAAACAUUAAGCUACCAACCAGUCGUAACUCCUUUUUGAGCUUCGUGUAAGUUUGUUUGGUGAGUAAAAAAGUGUACUCUUCCUCUUACUUAUCUUAGCCAACAAUAUUUCCCACUUGCUUCCACUUUCCACACUACUCACUCCAUACAAAUACCCUUUUCUUUCUUUCUCUCUUCCUUUAACGAACAUAGAAAAUGGAUGGAGUUGGGUUCCAAAUUAGAGGGAUGAUUGUUUUUGCUGUGGUUGUUGCGGUGGCUUUCAGCCUCGGCGGGAAAUGUGUGGAAGCUCAGGUGCACCAUGUGGUGGGAGCAGACCCUGGAUGGGAUCUAGCCUCCGACCUCCGUGCUUGGUCUUCAGGCAGGGUCUUCAGGGUUGGAGACCAAAUCUGGCUCACGUACUCUGCGGCGCAGGGAUUGGUAGCAGAGGUGAAGAGCAAAGAAGAAUAUGAGGCGUGCGAUGUGAGCAACCCCAUCAAGAUGUACACGGAUGGUUUGCAUACAAUCCCGCUUGAGAGGGAAGGAAUCAGGUACUUCGUGAGCAGCGAGGUCGAGAACUGCAACAGUGGGCUCAAGCUCCAUGUUGAGGUGCUGCCCAAGUCCAAGUCCUCAUCACCAAAUCCAAUCACUCACACUCAGUAUUCUACUCCAACAUUCUUGGCUGCUGAGCCUACUAGUCCUUCUGCUUCGGCUCGUUAUGCUCACAACACCAUCCUCGCGUUUGUGCUGUUAUUCUGUGUUACCAGUAUUAUGCACCUUGCUUAUUGAUGGUUGAUACUACUCAACACUACUAAGAGUGGACAAUAAUUAGUAUCCACUUGUUUAAGUGUGCACUUGAAUUGUCUAUGUUCUUUUCUUUUUUGUUAAACAUGUAUUGCUUGGUUUUGGAUUGGCAUAGUUUGGCCUCGCUUUAGCUAGGCUGGAUUGUAUUCCUCAUUGACAAAAACCAAUAGACAAUGUUCUGGUCAAAGUGUUUUAAGAUGCCAGAAUGGUGAUUCAAAUGAUAAAUGUUUGAUUUCAGUGAA
Lotus japonicus is the source of this 1048-nucleotide messenger RNA. Its product is annotated as mavicyanin-like. The coding region runs from base 222 to 791 and encodes 189 amino acids. The transcript has 2 exons. Lineage: Eukaryota; Viridiplantae; Streptophyta; Magnoliopsida; Fabales; Fabaceae. Gene Ontology annotation, molecular function: electron transfer activity. The record is from RefSeq and is a predicted model, not a curated record. Gene Ontology annotation, cellular component: plasma membrane.